UCCUCUGCAGCCGGCUCGGCCCACCACCACAGUCUCCUUAGAGCUCAACCGGAGGGGAGCCACCGUGGCUCGACUGUCUCGCCGGUGCAGCUACUGCGACAUUACCGUUGGAGGCCGACGAAUUUGGAAUAACGGCGCUGUUGGCCAGCUUCGAUUUAUUUUUUGGUUGUUAUAUAUUUUUUGACAGAACUGUCACACCAACGCUUGGGCAUGGCAAGUCCAGUGGCACACACCGGACAGUCGCAUCAUCAUCAGCCGGUCACCGCGUCCGCUUUCCGGGAGGCGCAGAAAUGGAUCGAGGCGGUGACAGGCAGAUGCUUCGGUGACAAGAAUUUCAGGGGAGGAUUGGAGAAUGGAAUCCUGCUAUGCGAGUUACUGAGCUCCAUUAAACCCGGCUUGGUGAAAAAAAUCAACAGACUCCCGACACCCAUUGCUGGCCUGGACAACUUGAGUGUGUUUCUGCGCGGAUGUGAGGAGUUGGGACUGAAGGGAAGCCAACUUUUUGACCCCGGAGACCUUCAGGACACGUCUACACGCCCCGCUGCCAAGCGGAGCGACUGCGGCCGAAAGAUCAAAAAUGUUCUAAUCACUAUCUACUGGCUGGGUCGGGCUGCCAACAGCUGUACCUUCUACAACGGGCCCACGUUGGACCUGAGGGAGUUCGAGGGCCUGCUAUCACAGAUGCGAAAGGAGGCGGAGGAGGCAGAGAGCCCCCAACGCAGCAUUCGGGACAGCGGCUACAUCGAUUGCUGGGACUCGGAGCGCAGCGACUCGCUUUCCCCGCCACGACAUUGUCGCGAGGACUCCUUCGACAGCCUGGACUCGUUCGGCUCACGCUCGCAACAGACCCCGUCGCCGGAUGUCCUGGUGGCCCGCGGCAGCAGCGAUGGCCGGGGCAGUGACUCCGAGUCAGACGGCCCACCGCACCGCAAGACCCCGGACAUCCACAAGGACGACAUGUUAGCCCGCCGCACCUCGGUGAGCGAGCCGCGCACCGCCAUGCCCUUCAACCAGUACCUGCCCAACAAGUGCAACCAGGGCAACUAUGUGCCGACGCCGCUGCGCAAGAAGAACAACGGCGGCGACAAGGAUGACGGCGAGCGCAAGAGCUGGAGUACGGCCACCUCACCUGUAGGGGGAGAAAGACCUUUGAGGAGUAUGAGUAUGAUUGACAUGCGCGGCGAGGUGAACAACACCACCAUCUUGCCGCCGCACAGUCCCGUGCGUCAUGAGUUGAUGCGCAAUCAGUACAACCAAAUGAAGGAAGAUGAUAGUCACUGGCAAGAUGAUCUGGCCCGGUGGAAAAAUCGUCGACGCAGCAUUUCUCAGGACUUGAUCAAGAAGGAGGAAGAGAGGAAGUUGAUGGAGCAGCUGAUGAUCGGAGGAGAGUGCAUCUCGCAGAGGAGGAGGAGCAUCAAGACCUACAAGGAGAUUGUGGAGGACAAGGAGCGUCGUGAGGAGGAGCUGCGGGCAGCUUACCAGAGAGCCAAAACCCCCGAGGAGGCGGCCUACAUCCUCCAGCGUUACGCCCAGCGCUUCUCCAUCAGCGAGACAGUUAUGGAGCGCCUGCAGCUGCCCAAGGUCCUGGACCGCAGCGUCUCGGCAGACCCGUCUUUUUGCGGCUUCCCCAUCUCCCUCACACCUUCGCCGACCACCUCUGAACCGUGGGACGCCGACCCAGACGGCCUCCUGAAGUAUCUGCGGCAACCGUUUGCGCCAGCCCCCAGGUUCACGUCCACGGUGGAGGCGCAAAUCGACGAGUGGCCCAGAGAUUCGCCGCGCCAAGGGCCAAAGAUCCGCUCACGCUCGUCCGAGCCGCCGUCCAGCCCGCCGCUGUCGCCCAAGCCCCUGCCUUUGCUGACGCCCGAGCCUUACUUUCAGCCCUGGCCUGCUACACCGGAACCCUGUCCCAGUAAGGCCGAUGGACUCCUGCGGGUCAACGGCAAUGAGGAUUGUCAAGGAUCAGAGUCCUCUCCUGUUUUCCUACCGUACUCUUUGCCCCAAACCACCGCCCACCACCCAUGUGCCUCAGCGACAAAAGGAAUUCUGGCGUCCACCAACGUAGAGGCAGCUUUAGGUGACAUCCAGGACAAAGAAGUCGCUCUGUGUUCAACGCCACCCAGCAGGCCUACUUCGCUACCAGUGGAGUUGCAGAAACCAGAGGAGAGCUUUGAGAGAAAGAAUGGAAGACAGUCAGCAGUCGCUCUAGCGGAAAAAAAGUCUCAAUCAGCAUCACACCUCCAAACAUCUGCAGAAGCCAAACAAGAGACUAUACCGUCGUGUGAGUCAGGGCUUGGCACAAACUCUGUAACCUCAGUGACGGGCAUAGACAGUCACGUGGGGACAAACCAGAAGAAAGAGGAGGGUCCCAGUUUUGGACAUGAACUGCCAACUACAACCACAGAAGGUGUUGAAAACAGUACUCGCUCUCCACUGACAAGCAGCAACCCAAAUUUACGCUGCGAGUUCUUUGCAGAUAAGGGAGAGAAGGAUCACUACGGCAACGAGAAAUACCAGCGAGAGCAGAAGAAGCUCAAGGAGGAGUGGGAGACGGCCCAGAGGGAGGUUGCGCAGGAGGAGAGGCGCUACCAUGAGGAGGAACGUCUCAUCCUGGAAGAGACAGUCACAGGCCUGAUUCCGCAAUCGUCCGCCACGUCGGUUUCCGAGUGCCAGGACACCAUCGUGCGCUCACUUGCUGACUGGGAACGCAAACAGGAGCAACUGGAGAGACAUUCGCUGGAGAGUGGAGAGGUUGAGUGUGGACCGCGAGAGAACGACAAAACGAGCGACAUCAGCACCGCCGACGACAGCGUCAGAACAGCCAAGAGCUCGGUGAGUCAGACUAGCUGCGUGAAAAAUGGCCAAAAACUUCACCAAAUGGCUGCCAAGACCUCCGCCCCGGUCAAGAAACGGCAAGACGUUGACGCCAGCAAGCCCGUCCGGCCUGCAGGAGAACGCAGGAAUGCACCCGCCACAGUAAAUGCUGGGCGCAGCCCACCCAAGCCCCCUCCGCCUUCUGUUGACGCACCACCCAACAGGUCUGUCAGUGGCAAGAAGCUGUGCUCCAGCUGCGGGCAGCCGCUAGGCAAAGGGGCCGCCAUGAUCAUCGAGACCCUCAGCCUCUACUUCCACAUCGACUGCUUUAAGUGCGGGGUCUGCAAGGGGCAAUUAGGAGACAUGUCCACAGGAACCGACGUGCGGAUCCGCAGCGGCCUGCUCAACUGCCACCAGUGCUAUAUUCGCUCCCGCUCGGCCGGUCAGCCGACCACCUUGUGACGUCUCCAGUCGAGUUGAACCUGAUCACCUGCCAAGCCCUGCCCUCCCGUGCAACCCCCAUUCAUCACGUGGGUCAAUCCAAGAUUUUUCAUCCAUAUGAGUAUCAACAGUCAGGACAGUCAUUCACUCAUAUUGUCAUUUUUACGAAGCACAAUCUAUUUGAAUCACCAUUCAUCAAGUGUGGUUUUAUUCAUACAUACUUUAAUCGGAUUUAAUCUGGUUUAGGUGUUUCCUUUUUUUUUUUUUUUCUUUUUCACCAAGCGGCAUCCAUUUUAUGUCACUCCCAAAAGCAGACAAAACGAGAUGCAAAUUAACCUUCACGACGCACAAUACUGGAUCUCUAUUGGUGCAUUUGUUAUUUUGGAUCAGCACUGAAUUGUACACCUUAUGUUGGAAAUGUGUUAUAAUAAUCCACAAGGCUUCCACUGACACACUUUUUGAAUGUAAUUCAUGAGGGCAGUAACCGAAUCCGCUACUUUAAUGUGCCUUAGGAACAAAAGAACGACACAGAAAAAGAAACAAAAAAAAAGCAUAAUAUUUUCAUUUGAAGGCGAUCGAUCAGUGGCCAAAUUGUCCUCGCAUUCCUUCAUUGCAAGUCGUCCACUUUUCCGCGUCGUUGAUUUUGCAGUGAUAGAAUGCUCUUGUCCGUGAGGAAAAUAUACGACCUUUCGCUUAAACCGCGUCCCCGGGAAUGUAGCGGGACCAAUCAGAGCGCAGCAAAUAAGAACAAUGCUUUCCUGAAGUUUUUGUAAAUGCAUAGUGACACAUAGGUUGAAUGGAAAUGUUUUCUUUUUAGGCUCUGGAAAAAGCUAUAUGUAGUCGUCCACAGUCGGUUGCAUCUCUCAAAAAAAACAAAAAAACAAGUCGAAACUUGCCCAGAGUAAUGAAAAACAUGAAUGAAGAUAUUCAAUUGAUGAAAGAUAAAAGAAGCAGACAGAAUCCAAACUAGCCCAGAAAAAAAGAUGUAAAAUAUACAUUACGCUAUGCAGUCAACCACCAUCACAGACUUUAUGUUGUGUGAAACUUUUUGAUCUCAGCAACAAUAACUAGGGGGCUCUGAGCGAAAAGUCUAUUGAACCUUUGCCAACUUUGUUUAUUUUAUUUUUUUAAAUAUAUAUAUAUUUUUUGCUUGGUUUGCAUUUUGCGAGUCGGGCAGUGUGCUGCCGAUGUUUAACAAAAAAGACUGCACGUUUAAGCCUACAACCAAAAGAUACUGUAAAAAAAUGUACAAAUCAAAGCAAUAGCCACUGCGCUUAAUUCCUGGAGUUGUUGAGCAUUUUCCAUUUUCUCUUUUUAGCGCAGAGGCUUUCUCGUGUAUUUAUUGUAGUAGUCACCUGAACACCAUAUUUCGAUGUAUCUUUUCAUUAACUGUGUCAAUGCAAUGACUGUAUCUUUAUAAAUAAAACCAUCCAAAGUCA
Molecule: messenger RNA, 4694 nt
Organism: Syngnathus typhle (broad-nosed pipefish)
Lineage: Eukaryota; Metazoa; Chordata; Actinopteri; Syngnathiformes; Syngnathidae
Product: LIM and calponin homology domains-containing protein 1-like
Exons: 25
Coding region: 211-3276 (1021 amino acids)
Biological process (GO): positive regulation of stress fiber assembly; regulation of focal adhesion assembly
Cellular component (GO): stress fiber
Molecular function (GO): myosin II head/neck binding
Source: RefSeq, a predicted model, not a curated record